UCCGGCGCACUACUGACAAGUUGCAGAAGGCUGCAGCUGUUACACUGUGCAGGGAUGGCGAGAGCUGGAGGCCGAGCAGGCAAGGUCUUUUCUUCUGGACGACUGUGCCUCCCUGUAAGACCAGCAGCCUGUAAGAGAAGGACUGCUGUCAGGAAAGCCUCCACCACGUCCGUGGACUCGGGGUACUCGCUGUGCUCCACAGACUCAGAAGACCAGGUUUUGGUCAUUAAUCGAGGUCUGGACCGAUGUGCAGCGCUACUACACGACAUACUACAGUGUGAAGUGAAAGAGAGUCCACUGAAGACUCACAAAAUGCCUUUCACCAGAGGGAACGUCAGAUCAUCCACCAUGAAAACAAAGAAGACUUCAGUGAGGAAGCCCACAACGGCCUCCCACGUCUACAAAGAGAAGGGACCUCUCGGAAGGACUUUGCCACCCGGGCUGUGUAAUGCUGAGGUACAGAGACUUGGGUUGAGUUCUCCACCAUUGAUUGUGCCGUCCCAUAAUUUGGACCAUGUAACUACACAGAUGCAGCACUUAAAUCAAGUGUCCCCCCUGACCUAUAUGGCUCCGUCAGCGGCAGGUCCUGAAGCUUCUGCUCUGUAUAACUGUCGUUUACCGACGUCAACCCCAACCCUGUCCCCCCAACAUCCUGCAAAUCUCAAGAGCUCCAGUAAUGAAGGUUUCCACCAGACUUUACCACCAGGGGGCGUCGCUCUCUUUCCUUCUUCCAUGCCUGCGUCCUCAGCUUUCACAAUGGCAGGCAAUACACAGACUUCGGCCGUUCAUAACUCCACUGUACCCUCCGGCUACCAACCAACGCAUCACACUAAGCUCAGCCACUACCAGAGUCUGAUCCGGGACUCUGAUUUACUGCACUGUGUGGCCACUCACUUAGCUGGGCUACAACAGGGUGAGAUCCCCUUACAGAGCCAGGCAGCGGAGUCCGGCUGUGAGAGCGAUGCGGGCGCUGCCGGGGCUGUGCCUGCGCGAGAGAUGAGCUGCCAGGCAAGUUUCAACAAGUGCAAGAAGAGCCCAGAGAAGACGGAGAAGAAGAUAAUGGCAGUGAAGUACUUGCUUGGGGAGAUCAAGUCCUUGGUGGAAGAUCAAGCAGGUGACGGGGAGGCGAUGCGUCUAGUGGCGGAGUUGGAGCGCACAGUGUCCCUGUUGCCUGCCGUUGUAGGCAGCACUAAUGUUAAUGCAGAGAUCGCUCUGGCGCUGCAGCCCCUGCGGAGUGAGAACGCUCAGCUGCGGAGACGAUUGCGAAUCCUCAACCAACAGCUCAGAGAUCGGGAGAGGAGUGCGAGGACUGAGGAGCAGAACGAUGAAGUGACCUCUCUUCAGUCCAUGAACGAGACCCUUCAACAUCAGCUGAGCGAGUCCCAGAAAGCCCUGGAGUCUCUGCAGAGCAAAAACGAGGAGCUGCUGAAAGUGAUUGAGGUCCAGAAGGAGGAAACCAGGAAGACGGCGACGAUCAUCCAAGAGAGAGAGCAGCAAAUACGUCACAUAUCGCAGGAAAACUGCGUCACGACAGCCAACGGGAAGAAAGAAGUGGAAGACGCUCUGGGGAAGAUGAAGUCUGCCCAGUUGAAGUUGGAGGCCUCAGAGAAGGAGAACCAGAUUCUGGGGAUUACGUUGCGGCAUCGCGAUGCAGAGAUCACGCGGCUCCGAGAACUCACGCGGACUCUACAAGCUGGCAUGGCCAAACUGCUCUGUGACCUCGGAAAGGAUACCCCGAAACCCAAACCUGGCGGCAGCAGCUUGACGCAGGCAGCCCUUGGCAGCUAUGAUAGACAGGUCCAGGGCGAGCAGUGCUCCGCCAGCACCUCCAUAAUGAACUAUCUGAGGAGGUUGGAGACAGACCAGGUCUUCACAGAUUCCAUAUAUUCCGAUAAACCUCUGCUCCCACCCAGCGGCCAGGUAAGCUGCAGUAAAGGUGAGCCCAGUGACGAAUAUAUGGUCGGCCAAUGCCUUGUCCCCCAGAGCGCUUGUCCCCCAGUAACCACUUACAGCCCCCACAAACCUAAACAGGACCUGGGAAGUGAAUUGUGUUAUCUGACCAGCGACGAGCACAGACCUGAUGAGACCAUGUAUCUGCCCCUGGUGAGCAGCCCCUGUAGAGACAAAUAUGCCCCUUCCCUGAGGGGGAUGUGCACGCCACCUGAGGUGUCCACAGAUGAGAGGGACCUGGACUCCAUCUCUCAGUACAACGGUCACAGCUCCGAUAAGAGUCCCAGGGUUCACAAAGACUCACGCUGCACUGCCUGCACCUCAGAUCUGACCUCCAAAGCUCCUCCGCAAGACUCCAGGAUGGAAGUGCCUCCUCCAAGAAUCCCAUCUCAGUCAUACCCACCCCCCGUCCUACAGCAGAUGAGGCGCCUGCAGGUCCAGGGCGAUCCGGACUGGAGCGUCUGCUCCUUCUCCACCUUCACAUCCCAUGACGAGCAAGACUUUAGGAAUGGCCUCGCUGCCCUGGAUGCCAAUAUCGCUAAACUGCAGCGGACCUUACAGAAUGGCGUCACCGAGAAGUAGCGCCGUGCAGCCACGGAGUCCACGCGUCCGCCUCAAAUCAUGUUGUUAAAUUAUUUUUAUAGUAUACAUUGUGAUUUUAUAUAAAGGUUUGCUGCCAAAUAAU
Bufo bufo (common toad) is the source of this 2635-nucleotide messenger RNA. It is a transcript of the gene CCDC14, whose product is annotated as coiled-coil domain containing 14. Lineage: Eukaryota; Metazoa; Chordata; Amphibia; Anura; Bufonidae. Gene Ontology annotation, cellular component: centriolar satellite. The transcript is spliced from 13 exons. Gene Ontology annotation, biological process: protein localization to centrosome. The record is from RefSeq and is a predicted model, not a curated record. The coding region runs from base 55 to 2532 and encodes 825 amino acids.